This is a messenger RNA of Fomitiporia mediterranea MF3/22, 786 nucleotides long. Its product is annotated as ribosomal protein S2. Bases 1 to 633 code for a protein of 210 amino acids. Gene Ontology annotation, molecular function: structural constituent of ribosome. The transcript is spliced from 4 exons. Gene Ontology annotation, cellular component: ribosome; 90S preribosome; cytosolic small ribosomal subunit. Gene Ontology annotation, biological process: cytoplasmic translation; ribosomal small subunit assembly. The record is from RefSeq and is a predicted model, not a curated record. NCBI's taxonomy places the organism in Eukaryota, Fungi, Basidiomycota, Agaricomycetes, Hymenochaetales, Hymenochaetaceae.
AUGAUUUGCGGUGGCGGAGUCUCAAACUUGCGCGCCUGGUCCAGCACAAGACCAGUAGCCGCUCAUUAUUGGUCGACUACCACAUACUCGCUGCACGCCAGCGCUGCUAUUGCGGGACGGUUCACACCGUGGAACUUUACGAAUUAUAUUACGAGGUCAUUUAAGGAGCCGAGGCCGCUUGUUGUGACUGACCCUCGCGUUGACGCUCAAGCAAUUUGGGGAGCGGUGAAUGUUAACAUCCCGGUUAUAGCUCUCUGCGACACAGACGCGCCUUUGCUGUUCAUCGAUGUGGCGAUCCGAACGAAUAACAAGGCGCGUCAUGCCGUUGACGGGUGGGAUGUGAUGGUUGACAUGUUCUUCUAUCGUGACCCUGAGGAAGUUGAGAAACAACAACAGGAGGAGGUGCAGAAUAAGGCGAAUGCUGCUGGGGAGCAGGAGACUGGAGCUGCGAAUGCGGAGUGGGAUAAUACAGCUGCUCCCGCCGCUGGAGCUAUUAACCCUGCUGUUCUGGAAUCUGGUAACCUCGAUUGGUCGGCUGAGCCUGCGCCGGGUGGAGGAGACUGGGCCGCGGAACCGGCAGGUACAAGUGGAUGGGGCGCUGAUGCGAACCCAACGUCGAGUGGUUGGGACUGAGUGGAUAGUAUCACGUUUAUCUCUCUAGUCAUUCGUGCCCUACCCUACAUGUCAUAUCAUAUCAAAAUGUUCAUGCGCUCCUUCGCAUAUCCACUUCGCGAUCUUGUAUGUUGUUCUAUGAUCAGCAAUGUAUGUAUGGUAUCGACGCACCCG